Messenger RNA from Onychostoma macrolepis, 4490 nucleotides. RefSeq names its product Ral GEF with PH domain and SH3 binding motif 1 (gene ralgps1). NCBI's taxonomy places the organism in Eukaryota, Metazoa, Chordata, Actinopteri, Cypriniformes, Cyprinidae. Gene Ontology annotation, cellular component: plasma membrane. Gene Ontology annotation, molecular function: guanyl-nucleotide exchange factor activity. Gene Ontology annotation, biological process: positive regulation of GTPase activity; Ras protein signal transduction. The transcript is spliced from 20 exons. The coding region runs from base 703 to 2448 and encodes 581 amino acids. The record is from RefSeq and is a predicted model, not a curated record.
CAGCAAGUCAAACAUAAAAUGCUGCUUUGGCAAGUAGCUGAAAUACAACAAGUUUAAAUUUGGUUUUAUUUCAGUUAACAUUUAUUUUAUUUAAGCAUGUUUGUAUGGUUUAUUUAUUAAUUUAUUUUUACACCAAAAAUAACCCUGGGGUGAUGAGUCAUACUGGGAAACUUGGGAAAUUGCAAAAAAAACAAAAACAGCUACAAAUAAUAAGCUACAUCUGCAAGUCUCCCAUUGAUUUGAACAGGCUGUGAUGUUAGCUUCUCCUGUUAAUUUCAGAAUACUGCUGGCCCUCUGCUUUUUUCGGUAAUAGUAAUACAUGUGAGUGCUUUAUUGUUUUUGAAGGUAAUAAUCUGCAGUUAUUCCCUCUGUUACUCAUGUACUUCAAUUCUGGACUGAAUUAGGCCAUACAGAUUUAAAUAUUUAAUUGAACAGUACAUAGUAGAGAUGCUCUGCAGGGUCUUUUCAUGAUAUAGCUGUGAUAUGGAUAUGGCUCAUUUGAACAAGAAAUGGCUGGCUGGCAGAAUGUAGGGCAAAAGCAGGAGCCAUGCUGAGGGGAGAGAUGCUGCAUUUGUAUUGAAGACCUCCCUCUGCUGGCAAUAUUAUGCAUUGCUCCUCAGAAUGAGGAUGGCUGAGAGGUCGUGUGUGGCGGUGAGCAGCUGAGGUCGGCUGUGAUCUGGGUCUUCUCUUCUGACUGAGAGCAUGUACAGGAGGAAUGGACUCCCUGCCAGCGUCAGCAUCACGUCCCGCCACACACAGGACAGCAGUAGUUCAGAGUCCCUGGAUGGACGGAGUUUGGACUCUGCCAAGAGCUUUGACGCGGUGGUGUUUGACAUGCUCAAAGUGACACCCGAGGAGUUUGCUAGUCAGAUCACUUUGAUGGACGCUCCUGUAUUCAAAGCGAUACAGCCUGAGGAGCUGGCGAGCUGUGGAUGGAACAAGAAGGAGAAGCAUAGCCUUUCACCCAACGUUGUGGCCUUCACACGGAGAUUUAACCAGGUCAGUUUCUGGGCAGUGAGGGAGAUAUUGACAGCUCAAACAUUGAAAAUCCGAGCAGAAAUAUUGGGCCACUUCAUCAAAAUUGCCAAGAAACUCCUGGAGCUGAAUAACCUGCACUCCCUGGUGUCGGUGGUCUCUGCUCUUCAAAGCGCACCUAUCUUCAGAUUGAGCAAGACCUGGGCGUUGAUCAGUCGAAAGGACAAGGCCACCUUUGAGAAGCUUGACUUCCUGACGUCAAAAGAAGAGAAUUACAACCGCAUGAGAGAGUACAUCAGGUCCCUCAAAAUGGCUCCCUGCAUCCCCUACCUAGGAAUUUACCUGUUUGAUAUGACCUACAUUGACUCCGCCUACCCUGCUUCUGACAGCAUCAUCGAGACUGAGCAAAGAACCAAUCAGAUGAACAAUCUACUGCGCAUCAUCUCCGAUCUACAGGUGUCCUGUAACUACGAUCAUUUAGUCAUGUUACCACACGUGCAGAAGUAUUUGAUGUCAGUGCGCUACAUCGAGGAGCUCCAAAAGUUUGUGGAGGAUGACAAUUACACACUGUCAUUGAAGAUUGAGCCUGGGAACAGCUCGCCUCGUCUGGUAUCCUCCAAAGAAGACCUUGGAGGACCCUCAGAGGAGUCUGUCUCAGUGCGGUAUAACAGACGACCAACCUGUCCUGAUACAUCAGUGGUUGCCCACCUUCCAACACCACCUCCUGCCCGGCACAGGAAGAGCCACAGUCUGGGGAAUAAUAUGAUGUGCCAGUUUGGUGUGGUGGAGAGUAAAAGUGCGACAUUCCCUGCAAAAGAAAAGGCUCGACACUUACUGGACGACAGCUUCUUAGAGUCUCACAGUCCUGUCAGAAACCACACACACGAUUCAGUAUUUACCAACGGCAUCUCGCUUGGCAGUAGAGAGAGCUCUUUUAGUGAUGAAUUAUCGAAUACAGUUGAGAGAGGACGUAUGUACGCGACACUUGGUCCAAACUGGCGAGUCCCAAUCUGUAACUCUCCCAGAAGUAGAAGUUAUAUUUAUAGCACCCCAGGGGCAGUUUCCAGCUAUGAAUGCAGUUCUCUGAGCAGUAUAACCAUUGAAGGGCCCCUGCGAAGAAAGACACUGAUGAAGGAGGGUAAAAAACCCACUCUCUCAUCCUGGAAGCGCUACUGGAUUGUCCUGUCUGGCUCCAUUCUCAUCUAUUUUGGUUCUAAAGCUCUAAGAGCAAAUGAGCGAAGACAUUAUAAAUCCAGGCCAUGUAAAAAAAUCACGCUCACAGGUUGGAUGGUGGUUCUGCCGGACAACCCUGAACAUCCAAACAUUUUCCAGCUUACUGAUCCUGAAAGAGGUAAUGUUUACAAGUUCCAGACUGGAUCACGUUUCUCUGCAAUUAUCUGGCACAGACAUUUAGCCGAGGCGUGCAGGAGUACAAGACCACAGAUACCAGCAAACCUCAUGUCCUUUGAAUAGCUGCUUUUUGGGAAGUGGAAUACCGAUGAAGGGAAUAAACCUAAUGGAGGAAGACAUUUGGGCGGCAUUUUGGACCUAACAUACAGUAGUUGGAAAUGUGGCAGCUGUAUCUGUUGAAAAAGUCCAAAAUUCAUUCAGACGUUGUAGACACAGCUGUACUGAGAGAGGAUGGACUUGAUGCGUCUUCAGUUUAGUGGGAACACUUUACAAUAAGGUUCAAUUUGUUAAAAUGAGUUAAAGGGAUAAAUGAAAAUAUAGCCACCCUCAGGCCAUCCAAGAUGUACAGUAGAUGAGUUUGUUUCUUCAUCGGAACAGAUUUGGAAACAAUAGUAUCACAUAACUUGCUCAGCAAUGCAUCCUCUUUAGUGAAUGGGUGCCGCUUCUAGCCAAAAUACUAGUUCAUAAUCCAUAAUAUCGUGGAUAGAGGACUCAUAUUUCAGCUGGAAACAAGUUUGAAGUUGGUUGGAAGAUAAUGAAUUUAUGAAAACAUUAAGCCAUUUUAUAGCAUUUAUCCAUCUAAGUUAAUGUUUGUUUAUUAAUUAUUUAUAAUUAAUUUAUACAAUGAUAUAUAACUGAUGUUAACAAAUUGAAACCUUAUUGUUAGUUUUACCUAAAGGUACAUGUGAAAUAUGUUGUAAAUGACGUGUAUAAAAUAACAUUGUCCAGUAGAUGUCUUCAUGUGAUUAAGUGCCAAAAUUCUGACCUUUGUAUUGUUAAAUCUCCUAGAAUUAUGUUCAAUUCAUGUUAGACGUUAGAGAGCAAAAAUGAAAGCAUUAAAUCCCUUGACAAUGAGCAUGCAUAAAACAUUUAUGACAGCACUUCAUAAGAGGAGGAGCCAAAAAAGUGCACUGUAUAAAGGGAAAUUUGUUACAUAAAGGGAAUUAAUUGCACAUUGACACAAUAAUGGCAUUUAAAUGGCAAAUUUGGAUUAUUAAACAUGUAAUGUCACACGGUAUCUGGAAAUAAGUGCCAAUGUUAAUGUGGUGUAGUUCUCAACUCAGAACAUGUUGUGUAGUGUAUUUGCGUAUGAACAAAAUAUGAGUGAUGUCUGAUUGUAUGUCUUGACAUCAUAAAGUGGGCAGGACCCAAAAGGUAAACGGUUAUGGAUACUGAUUAGGUUUUAUUGAGAUACUGUUGUAAAAUGUACAUGUAAAUGAAGUUUCAGGAGAAUGUGAAGGGAAGCGGCUGUCUUUUGGUUAGAGCCAUGUAUAAUAUAUUCACUGGAAAAAAAAUACAACGUUUUAGUGGAUGUUCAGUAUUCACCUCUAAUACUUCAGUGUAGUAUUAUUUUUGUUAUUAUUUCUUUCUUUAUUUAAAUGGAAUACAUCAAAGGGUCUGUAAAAAUUGUAAAGUACUUCGCAAAGUCUAGUAUUUUGCACAGUCACAAAUUUUUAUAAGGUGUAGGAAUGAGACUUAUUCUUCCUCAAAAGUUGAUAUUAAGGCACUAAAUGUGAAGUGUAGAAUGCAUUGUAUAUUGCAAAUUGCAAAUGGAGAUUUUCUGUAAAUUCUGCAGAACAUGCAUGGAUGUUUUGGACUAACAGGUUUUUUGUGUCACUUCAGUAUCGGUAUACAUGCGUGCACACUAUUGAGGCAUGUACAGGAACUACUCUAGGAAAAGCUGUGAAUCUGUUAUCAUUGAAAAAUUGGAUCAGGCUUUGAAUCUUUAAAAAGUACCAUUGGCUAACCACAAGACUACAACAUAUAAAGAUGAUAGAUGGAAUGCUGCUCACACAGAUUUUGUUCGAUUUUGCGUCACACAAGCAACCAUUUCAGCUGUGAUUAGAUAGCACAUCUGCACUAAUGUUAUCAGCAAGUAUGGUAGCUACCUCUUUAUUCUUUCUUUUUUGGGGGUUAUGAUUACCAUAUCAUCUGGAAGUUCACAUAUAUUUCUGUCCUCUGCUAAUGACUGAGUUUGGAUGUACUGUUCGUUUCUCACAAUGUGAAGUCACUGAAUCUUUAUAUGGUCUAUAAUGAGCCUAGACCUUUUACUAACUCAAUACUUUUGUGUUUGGUGUUUUGUCUUUAUGGAAAUAUAUGCCUAA